Molecule: messenger RNA, 1890 nt
Organism: Eptesicus fuscus (big brown bat)
Lineage: Eukaryota; Metazoa; Chordata; Mammalia; Chiroptera; Vespertilionidae
Gene: MPP4
Product: MAGUK p55 scaffold protein 4
Exons: 21
Coding region: 1-1890 (629 amino acids)
Cellular component (GO): plasma membrane; adherens junction
Molecular function (GO): protein binding
Source: RefSeq, a predicted model, not a curated record
AUGAUACGCUCAGACAAAGGCGCAGACGUGCCUGGCAAGGAGGACCCGAAGCGCUCUACGCCGUCCAAUCCCGAGAAUGGUCUCUCCCAAAUCCUGAGGCUUGUGCUGCAGGAGCUGAAUCUGUUCUACAGCCGAGACGUGAGCGGACUGUGUCUCCUGUACGACCUCCUCCACUCCCCGUGGCUGCAGGCUCUGCUCAAGGUUUAUGACUGCCUCCAGGAAUUCCAAGGGAAGAAACUGCUUCCUGCCACCUCCCGGGCACAGGCGCUGUCCCGUGAGGUGGUGGAGAUGUUACGUGCAGCCCCUGGUUCCCCUGAGACCCAGGAGCUGAGACACAUCCUCCAGGCUCCGCACUUUGAGGCCUUGCUCCGUGCCCACGACACUGUGGCUCAGAAAGAUUUCGAGCCCCUUCUGCCCCCACUGCCGGACAACAUCCCCGAGGGGGAGGAAGCAAUGAGGAUUGUUUGUUUGGUGAAAAACCAACAGCCCCUGGGAGCUACCAUCAAGCGCCACGAGAUGACCGGGGACAUCCUGGUGGCCAGAGUCAUCCACGGCGGGCUGGCCGAGCGGAGUGGUUUGUUAUCUGCCGGAGACAAACUGGUGGAAGUGAAUGGAGUUGCAGUUGAGGGGCUGGACCCUGAGCAAGUGAUCCACAUUCUGGCCAUGUCGCGCGGCACAAUCGUGUUCAAGGUGGUUCCAGUGUCUGACCCGCCUGUGAAUAGCCAGAAGAUGGUGUACGUUCGAGCCAUGACUGAGUACUGGCCCCAGGAGGACCCCACCAUCCCCUGCACGGAGGCCGGACUGCCUUUCCAGAAGGGGGACAUCCUCCAGGUCGUGGACCAGAGUGAUGCCCUCUGGUGGCAGGCCCGGAAGAUCUCAGACCCGGGCACCUGUGCGGGCCUCAUCCCUUCCAGCCACCUUCUGACGAGGAAGCAACGAGAGUUCUGGUGGUCUCAGCCACACCAGCCGCACACCCACCUCAAAUCACCCACCUCGAUUUCUAUGGAAGAAGAAGACGACAUGAAGAUUGACGAGAAGUGUGUGGAAGCAGACGAAGAAACAUUUGAAUCUGAGGAACUUUCAGAAGACAAGGAGGAGUUCGUUGGCUACGGUCAGAAGUUCUUUGUCGCCGGUUUCCGCCGCAGCAUGCGCCUCUGUCGCAGGAAGUCGCUGCUGCCCGGCCUGUGCUGCCCCAGCCGCUGCCCCCGGGCCCCUUACGAGGAGGUGGUGAGGCACCAGCGGCGCCCCGAGGACAAGCACCGCCUCAUCGUGCUCGUGGGGCCUUCUGGAGUUGGAGUGAACGAACUGAGAAGACAGCUCAUUGAAGUUAAUCCUGACCAUUUUCAGAGUGCUGUGCCGCAUACUACUCGUUCCAAAAAGAGUUAUGAAGUAGAUGGACGUGAGUAUCACUAUGUGUCAAAGGAAACAUUUGAAAGCCUCAUGUAUAGUCAGAGGAUGCUCGAGUAUGGUGAGUACAAAGGCCACUUGUAUGGCACCAGCGUGGAUGCUGUUCAAGCCGUCCUCGAUGCAGGGAAGAUCUGUGUCAUGGACUUAGAGCCUCAGGGCAUUCAAGUGGCUCGAACCCAUGAAUUGAAGCCCUAUGUCAUAUUUAUAAAGCCAUCGAACCUGAGUUGUAUGAAGCAAUCUCGAAAAAAUGCCAAGAUCAUUACAGACUACUUUGUGGACAUGAAAUUCAAGGAUGAAGACCUGCAAGAGAUGGAGGAUUUAGCCCAAAAAAUGGAGACUCAGUUUGGCCAGUUUUUUGAUCACGUGAUUGUGAAUGACAUCUUGCAAGAUGCGUGUGCCCAGUUGGUGUCUGCGGUUCAGAAGGCUCAGGAGGAGCCUCAGUGGGUGCCAGCAGCGUGGGUUUCCUCUGAGCCUGGGUCCUAA